AUGAAUGUCGGAUUCGACCAGCACGCCGGCGACGCGCUGUUGGACUUGACUGCUUUCGACAACCAGCGGAACCGCUACCCAUACAGCACACAGACAGCUGCUACCAAUCCCCUCAUCAUGGCGCCCACGAGACCCGGCGCCUGGUCGAUACCCAUCGAUAUGGCGACCGUGCCGAAUCACACAAACUCGACGGCAGUCUCGUCGCCGAGCGAGUCCCACCACUCCCGCUCGCAUUCGCAGCAUUCUCAGUACUCGCAUUCUCAGCACUCACACUCGCCUUCUCCAAGUCAACAUAGCGCGAGUCCGCUACAGCAAUCUCCGACUUUUCCAAGCGUUACCCACGUCCACUCGCCAGCAUUGCUAACCGACUGGACCCUGCUGCAGCACCAGCAGCAACACACGGGCCCGCACGAUAUCUCGCAGUUCAUCAGCGAGCAGCCUCUGCUUCCCUUCAACGCGUUUCCGACGAGUUUCCAGGCCAAUGCUCUCGGCUACCUCCCCGCGACGACUCAGGCUCCUUUGGAUCCUAUGACCGUGGGCGCAUUCAAUGGCAUGCCUCCGCUAGACGAUGCUCAUGCCAUGCAGCAGAACUGGGACGGUAUGGGCAUGGCCAAUUGGCAGGAUUUCGGUACCUCGUUGCAAUUCCCCGCAGAUGGACUACCCCGUUUCGGAAGCUUGGGAAGCCAAUCUCCUACGGGCACUUAUUUGGAGGUUCUAUCUCUUGGCUCGAGUGAUAAUGGCUGGAGCCAGGUCGAUAUGUAUCAAAACUACGAUCAGUACCAGCAGGUCCAGGCUCAAGCCCAGGCCCAGAACGCUGCCAUCUUCAACCCUGGUCAGACUCUUCAUCUGAGAACGAGUUCCGAUGCAUCUCACUCUGAUGGAAGUCAGCACUUGGAUCUCAGCAGCAGCUACGAAGAGAUUCCUCCAUUCAAUUACUCCCCGUUCUCGCCUGAGUCGGACACUUACUCAGACCCCUCGAACCACAGGAAUUGCAACCAUGGCGAGGCUCACCACACCCACGAGACCGUCAGCCCUGCUUCGGCCGUCGCUCCUGUCUCUGUCAAGUCCACAGCUUCGUCGCCCUCAUCAAGCAGAAGCCCUGGAUCUGGCUCCGGUGUCGUUUCGCCCUCCCAGCCUACCGUGCGACGGAACUCGGGUCCGAGAAAGAGCCCUAUUGCCAAGUCUACCACAAGCAAGGGCGUCACGAGGAGGACGUCAAAUGGUAAGAAGGAUGGCACUGUUGAGAAGAAGGUUGGCCGAAGAAAGGGCCCUCUUCUUCCCGAGCAAAGAAAGCAGGCAAGUGAGAUCCGGAAGCUGCGUGCCUGCUUGCGUUGCAAGUUCCUCAAGAAGACGUGCGACACCGGUGAACCCUGCAAUGGUUGCCAGCCCUCCCACGCUCGUCUCUGGCAAGUCCCCUGUACCCGUAUUGAUAUCAAGGAUAUCGGAUACUUCAUGAAGGACUGGAAGGCCGACUAUGAGCGUCACCUCGUUCGUGGCGUCUCAGUCUACAAUGUCAAGGGCUUCGCCAAGGAUGAAACGCUCAUGUGGAUCACCCACGGAUAUGGCUUCUGCCUGCCUGUCAUGGUCCGUCAGGUCUAUGUGGCUGAUGAAAGCUGCUUCCUGGUUGACUGGGUUGAGUCUUACCAAUCCGAUCAAGAGCCGAUUGAGUUUGACAUCAAGACCGAGAAGCUCGAUGUGGGCGAAAAGGGCAUCAGCCACGAGGCGUUGGCCGAGUAUCUCGACAAGCACAUCGAUGGUGCUUUCGAGUCCUUCAUUGACGACCACUUUGAAGGCACUCCAUUCAUCACCGAGAUCCUGAAGACUGCUCACCGAUUCUACGUCAAGGAGCAGUUGCCUGUUCUUCGCAAGGCACUGAAGCUUGUGUUGGCAUACAACCUUACCAUGCACAUCACACUUGUUGAGCAGCAAGGAUCCGAGCACAUGAUGGAGGGUCAGAUUGAUGAUGAGGACUCCAAGUACUAUGGAAAGUAUGUUGCUCCCGUCCUGAUCAACUUCCAGAUCAAGUGCGCUAUGGCCGAGAUGUGGCGCGAGCUUCAGAAGGAUAUUCUGGAGGAGCUUUCAGCUUUGUACUCCAGUGUCUACAGUGGUGACCGCCUCAAGAACUGGCCAACAAUCUUCAUGCUGGCCUGCGUCUUGCUCGCUGUCUGGGAAGAGAUGCAGUUCGACUGCCACUACCGAGUGCCCGACCCCGCUGCGGUUGAGAAGUUCUGCAGUGACAUGGAGACAACCCCUGUCGGUGUCAUUACUGGACUCUUCCACGCCAUCUCCCAGAAGUUGCCCGCCCUGACCGACUGGGACAGCCAGCGCCACGGCCAGUUGCUCAACAACAAUGUUGCUGUCUGCGAGGCCAUGACUGAAGUUCGGCAACAUGUCCUCAAGCAUGAAUCAUACUUGAGGACACGAAACAACUCCAAGUUUGACAGAUACGACUUCGACUCCUUGUCGAACAAGUUCCUGUCAAAGCUGGUCAUUAAGGCCAAUUGA
Molecule: messenger RNA, 2505 nt
Organism: Pestalotiopsis fici W106-1
Lineage: Eukaryota; Fungi; Ascomycota; Sordariomycetes; Amphisphaeriales; Sporocadaceae
Exons: 2
Coding region: 1-2505 (834 amino acids)
Biological process (GO): regulation of DNA-templated transcription
Molecular function (GO): DNA-binding transcription factor activity, RNA polymerase II-specific; zinc ion binding
Source: RefSeq, a predicted model, not a curated record